Bipolaris sorokiniana ND90Pr is the source of this 2685-nucleotide messenger RNA. RefSeq lists its product as uncharacterized. The coding region runs from base 1 to 2685 and encodes 894 amino acids. Gene Ontology annotation, molecular function: ATP binding; protein serine/threonine kinase activity. Gene Ontology annotation, biological process: peptidyl-serine phosphorylation; intracellular signal transduction. The record is from RefSeq and is a predicted model, not a curated record. The transcript has 3 exons. Lineage: Eukaryota; Fungi; Ascomycota; Dothideomycetes; Pleosporales; Pleosporaceae.
AUGAAUGGCGACCUGAGCCUGUCGCAGACGCUCGGCGGACUGCGCAUUGCCAAUCCAGACGAGGACGACGACGCUCCCUCGCCUCCCAGCCCCAACCCCCAGCUGCUCCCCCAGCCCUCAGAUGCCCCAGACGCUCCGCCGCAGCUCCCGCAACCCGCGUCGUCAUCAGCAUCAGCAUCACCACCACCUUCACCACUACCGCCCUCGCGCGCCUCGUCCUCGGCCACCGUUACCGACAGGCAGCAGCACCAGCAGCAGUACCUUCAGCACCCCCAGCACCACUCGCCCCUCGCCUCGUACGACCCCGCCUCCUCUUACGCGUCCAUAGACGAGGAGCCCGCCGCCUCAGACUCGCUUUCCGUCAAUCACAAUGCCUAUGCCUCGUCAUCUUCGGGCUCGCCCGCCGCAUUUCCCUCCCCCCUAGCAGAGACGUCGUCGUUGUCAUCGCAUUCGCCGCGCCUGUCCCACCGCCAGUCGAUGCCCCUGGCCCAGCAAGCACAGCACCAGGCUGUCUAUCCCGCCUACGCCGCCGCCCCGUUGCUGCAGCAGCAGCGCAGCGCUGUGCCCACGUCGCAGCCCAUGCGAGAACGCCCCGUGUCCACGAGCAUGUACCAGCAUCCCAACCUCUCCACCUCGUCCACCACUGCCCCUGGCACAUACCGUUACAACGACGACGCAAUGGCCACAGACAUUCGCCGUACUGCGAGCUCGCGAGUCGCCCCGGGUGCCAUGCCCACCAGAGAGCACAGCAGACGGGACCCCUACCGCCAGUCGGCACAAAUGUCGGCCAUCAACGGGCCUCUCCCGCCACGGAGAAGCUCGCGGCGGGUGCCCAUGGAAGCACACCAUCCUGGGGCAUCUCAAUUAUCCAGCUCUCCAUACAGUGUUGAGGGUGGGCCGCUCUCAAGCAGCGAGGAGUGGAAAGAGCGGGGCGCCGCUGUGAGCACCAGACAGGACCUGGAUCAGAAUGGCAGGCCAAUCACCCGCGUGGUGAAGAAGGGCGUCAAGGACUUCAACUUUGGUAGGACAUUAGGCGAAGGUUCCUACAGUACCGUCUUGGCAGCAACAGAUCGCCAGACACUGCGCGAAUACGCAAUCAAGGUGCUCGACAAGCGCCAUAUCAUUAAGGAGAAGAAGGUCAAAUACGUGAACAUUGAGAAGGAUACGCUCAACCGCUUGACGGAGCACCCUGGCAUUGUCCGACUCUACUACACCUUCCAGGACGAACGCUCACUGUACUUUGUCCUCGACUUGGCAUCUGGUGGUGAAUUGCUCGGCUUCCUCAAGAAGAUGGGAACAUUUGACGUCGAGUGCACACGGUUCUAUGGAGCCCAAAUACUGGACGCAAUCGACUACAUGCACAACAAGGGCGUAAUACACCGAGAUUUGAAGCCCGAGAAUGUCCUCCUCGACGAUGCAAUGCAUGUCAAGAUUACGGAUUUUGGCACAGCAAAGAUACUAGACCAGAAGAGAUCAAAUGGUGUCGGGUCAAGUGCAAGUGGUGACCCUCUGGAUACCAGCGAUUCGGACCGCGCGCAAUCGUUUGUGGGAACUGCGGAAUACGUGUCGCCAGAACUACUAACUGACAAGAACGCGUGCAAAGCGAGCGAUCUCUGGGCCUUUGGCUGCAUCAUUUACCAAUUACUUGCCGGAAGACCUCCGUUCAAGGCUGCAAACGAAUACAUGACAUUUCAGAAAAUUGUCGGACUCGAAUACUCAUUUCCAGACGGUUUCCCUCCAUUAGCAAAAGACCUGGUUGAGCGAUUACUCGUUCUGGAUCCAUUGACACGACUCCCUAUGGAGCAUAUUAAGAAUCAUGCCUUUUUUGAUGGGAUCCAAUGGGGCAAGGGGCUGUGGAAGCAAAAGGCUCCGCGCCUCAAGUCCUACAGUGCGCCCCCGCAAGAACCAAUCAAGCUUAAUGGACCCUCUGCACCCGCAGCAACAGCUCCCACUCAACCCCCGGCGCGACCAAAGCCACGGCUCAUCACCGAAUUACCCCCUCCCUCUCAGCUCGACAUCGAUUGGUCUCCAGUCCUCACAAAACGAGACGAACGAAUAUUGAAGCUUGGAAACAUGUUUGUCACACAGCAUCCUCCUGGUCACGUCGUCGGCGCAAAGGAAGAGCCAGCGGAGCCACCCAAGAAAUUCUCGCGCUUUUUCGGUGGCAAUACUGUCAAGAAGCGACAGCGGCUCGUAAUGAUUACGUCCAACGCUCGCGUUCUGAUGUGCGCGGCAGGCACAAACGACAAGAAGCUCAAGGAAGAGGUAUCAUUGCUCUCAGCAGGCUGUUCAUGGAGAUCGUUCCAGGACUCCAAGGGCCUUACUGCUUGGCUCGUAGAAACGCGAGAUAAGCAGUACGUCUUCGAAGACACGAAAAGCACCACUAGCGAUCCCGAGGGCAGCAAGUACUCUACUCAAGAAUGGCUGGAUAGCAUUGACCAAGCUCGGGACUAUGCCUUUUCACAAACAAUAUCGAAUUCGUACUCUGCUGAUGCAAGUCUGAGUGAGCUCGUCUCAAACCACACCACUCCCACCAGUACGUUGGGAGCUGACUCUGCCCUCGAGGGCGUGAACAUUCCCGCCUCCCGCCAUGGCCAUCUUCGCAAAGAAGGCGAUACUGACUCAGUAAAGGGUAGGAAGCGCUUUAGCAAACGCCACUCAAGGAAUGGACUAGCAAACUUUUGA